CGCCAAACUUUUACCACUACACAAACUUGUGCCGGUGUCCAACGCGGGAAUCCACGAUUAUAACACGAGUUACUCAGACAGUUGGAGGAUUUUAACCACUUUAAACCCGCUUUACUCUGGAACACGAGGAUCUGAGGACUUUGGACGCACUGAAACGCGUUUUACAGGGAUUUUUUUCACGUGGAAAUACGUGUUUUAUCACGUUUCAAGGCGGAUAACGUUGUGAUUACGCAUUGGGGAUGUCGCCUUGUUAGUCCCGUGGGUUGAACAGCCGUGAGUUUACACCAUGGGUCCGCUGACCACUCCCAAGAAAGGGGUCGAGGGUCACUGCGUCGACCCCUGGACCCCCACGUCCAACCUGAAGAUCCUGAUCAGCGCCGCCAGCCCCGAGAUACGCAACCGCGAGAAGGAGCGCACCCUAGAGGAGGCCGAGGGGAGCUGCAGACAGGAUGCAGAGGAGGUGGAGGAGGGGGAGAGGAUGACCAGCAGAAAGGACAAAAGUCUGGGGCUCCUCUGUCAGAAGUUUCUGGAAAGAUUUCCAGAUUAUCCAGAUCCAGAAAAAGAUCACGACAUCAGCCUGGACGACGUGGCCUCAGAGCUCAACGUGGAGCGGCGGCGGAUCUACGACAUCAUGAACGUCCUGGAGAGCCUUCACAUGGUGAGCCGCUCGGCCAAGAACCGCUACAGCUGGCACGGGCGCUCCAAGCUGGCACAGACGCUGUUCGUGCUGCGGCGGGCGGGCGAGGAGCAGGGCUACAGGCUCCAGAUGCAGCAGAUCAGACAGAAGAGCCACGAGGACGACGAGGGAGGAGCCGAGGAUAAAGAGAACCGGGAGAACCGGGAGAACCAGGAGAAGAGGGGGCAGCAGAGGGGAGACUCGGCCCAGGACGGAGGGACGAAGGGCGGGCAGCAGCAGCAGAGCAAAGAGCUGUGCUUCGUGGAGCUGCCGGGGGUCGAGUUUAAAGCAGCGUCGGUGAACAGUCGGAAGGACAAGUCUCUGCGCGUCAUGAGUCAGAAGUUCGUGAUGCUGUUCCUGGUGGCGCGCCCCCGUGUGGUCAGUCUGGACGUGGCGGCUCAGAUCCUGAUCGGAGAAGACCACGGAGAGGCCCAGGACAAGAACAAGUUCAAAACUAAAGUUCGGCGUUUGUACGACAUCGCUAACGUGCUGCGGAGUCUGAACCUGAUCGAGAAGGUCCACGUGACGGAGGAGCGCGGGAGGAAACCUGCGUUUGAGUGGGUGGGGCCAGAGGAGUUCCAACAGGUCAAAGAUGUGGAGGUGAAACCAGAGAAGAGUAAAGUCCUCUCCUCUCAAUCGUCGAAGGAAAACUGCUCCAAAAACCUGUUCUCAAACAAACGCAGCUUCACCAGACACCAGUCGCUCAUGAAACUGGCCCAGAGCAUCCAGGAGGACCGCAGGAGGGUGAACAGCGCCCCCAGCAGCCCCGCCAAGGACACUGCAGGUGACUCCAGAGUGGACUUCCCAAACAAAAUGGCUCAGCUCGCCGCCAUCUGUAAACUCCAACUGGACCACGAGUCUUCGGGGUCUAAAGCGUCUGAACCCGCCCAGGCCUCGUUCCCUUUGACCCCCGUGACCCCGGCGACCCCCCUGACCCCCCUCAUCCCCGUCCUGCUGCAGCGGCAGGAGGCGGCGAGGGGCGGGGCUUACGCCGUGUACGUCCCGCCCCCGUCGCUGCGAGCCGUGACGCGCCCCCAGCCCACCAGCCUCGCCGUGCGCUCCAUGACCUUCGACAGUCCCACCGCCGUCAAACGCCACGGCGGCGAGCAGCCGGACGCCAGCCCGUCCAAAACCAAGAGGACGGACCACGGCUUCAAGGACGCGUCGCCAAAACUAGGUGAAAUUCUCCAGGCGCGUCUGAAAUCUCGCAGUCUCCAUCUGACCAAUCGAGCGUCUCCUCGCGCUCUGCACCUGGACCCCGAGUUCCUGACCCCUCCCAAUCAGAUGCCGGAACUCAGCCCGGCGGCGGCGGCGGCGGCGGCGGCCAAUCAGGCGUCAGAACAGAGCGCGGUGGAUCUGUUUUUGGAGCGAGAGGAGAGGAGCGCGGAGAGAGAGAGGUUAACGCCGAUCCGAGCCGUUCCACUGACGCCCGGGACCAUCCACACUGAGACUCUGGUCCCGGCCGGGUACCUCAUCCCUCUGCCUCAGUCUGUGCUCGGGUUUAAAGAUCUGCAGAGCAACAAAGAGACGCCGGCCACGCCCACGUACCUGUACCAGACGCCCACUACAGGCUCCAGACCAGUGCUGUGCCAAGAGAUGACCCCCACGAGCGUGCACGUGACCCCCACGAGCGUGCACGUGACCCCCACGAGCGUGCACGUGAGCCGGGCCUCUCCUCUGUGCCCGGGGAGAGGCACCCAGAGCCCCAGCCCCGCCAUCCUCAACUUCACUCUACAGAACCUCGGCCUGAUCUCCGGACACAACCAGGUCCAGGCCCCGGUCCAGACCCCGACCCGGUCUCAGGUGGGCUGCAGUCCCCCGUGCGGGCCCCUGUCGCUCUCUGUCCCGCACAGAGGAGGAGGGGGGAUGGUGUUUAUCAAACCCGUGUCUCCGCUCCACGUGCAGGGGGCGGGCGGCGGGCAGCAGGUGGCGCUCAUCAGCCUCCAGCAGCCCGGCCCGGUGACGUCGUCCUCCUCGUCGCCCGGCUUCUUCCACACGCCCGUCUCCGUGGCGCCGCUCUCCUCCGUCGCCCGGGCAACGUCCGGCGCCGGCGUCCCCCACGGCAACCGCGCCGUGUUCGUGGCUCAGCGGAAACUCGACGUCGGCGCCGAAGAUUUAUGAGAUCGAGAGACACUUUCCGAAAUCAGCUGUGAAAAUGUUUGAAAACGCUAAAAUGUGGAGGAGGUUCUGUUCUGUUCUGUUCUGUCGUAGUUUUUUCAAAGUUAAAAACAAAAAUGAAAUAAAAAAUAAUUAAUGAUGCUUAAGCGAUCAUUUAAAGGGCCAGAUUACACUAUUUUUCUAAUGGCGUUUCCUUGUCAAAAACAGACCUGGAGUUGUGUUUUGUUUCAUUCACACACGUUUAACACAAAAACUCUGCACAUUUAGUUCUUUUCUCAAACUGAAAACACUCUCUUCCACCUUGUGAUGUCAUCAUUUGGUGAUACAGGAAGUGCUCCACUGUGUUUUUAAACUCCACACGCCUUCACUAGAAUCAUUUGGAUCAUUUCAGACCUUCAGAAUCACCGAUUUCUACUGAACAAAAGGCAGAAGGAGCCGGAAAACUUGAAAACUAAAGCUUCGUGACAUCACAAGGUGGAACAGAGCGUUUGGAGAUCUAAACAGACUAAUAAAAAAGAGUUACUCAAACAAACAAAACACAGCUCCAGGUCUGUUUUCGAGGAGGAAACAGCAUUACAACAUAUCUAUUUUGACUUAAUUUGUUGUGUUGUAAAUAUAAAUUAUAGUUUUGCACCAAUCAAGAAGCAGUUUGUGAAGAAAACCUGAAAAAAAUACUGAAAUUUAUAGAAAGCCGAGAGUCCCACAAUGAUGAAUUCUGCCCAAAAGUUCGGCACGACACUUUCUAUUCACGUCACAAAGCAGGAAACGUUUGGAAACAUGCGAUGACGACUUCUUUUAGGUUCUGUUCGCUGUAGUAAGUCUGACAAAAUCGAGGAAAAAGGAAAAAAAUGUUCCAGUUUUCUUCAUCUCCGUGUCAUUGUGUCGUUUUGUUAAGUUUGGCAAAUUGACAUAUCCAGACCUCAGUUUUCAUAAACAAACAAGCCGCGUGUCAUUCGUUCAUUCGUUUUUCAAAAUAAAAUAAAAAUAAGACAAAACCAAAAUGAAAAGAAAAAAAACAGAUAAUGAUUCAUUUUUUCAUGUUUUUUGAUUUUGUGUUUAAAUGAAAAAUGGAAAAAACAGAUAACGACCGUUUCCCGUUUAUGUGACUUAAACUGCGAUGCUGGACUGAACCAGGUCUGGACCAGGACUAAACCAGGACUAAACACGGACUAAACCAGGAUUAAAACAGGAGUAAACCGAGACUAAACCAGGACUAAAACAAGACUAAACCAGGAUUAAAACAGGACUAAAUCAGGACUAAACCAGAACUAAACCAGGACUGAACCAGGAUUAAAACAGGAGUAAACCGAGACUAAACCAGGACUAAAACAAGACUAAAACAGGACUAAACACGGACUAAACCAGGAUUAAAACAGGAGUAAACCGAGACUAAACCAGGACUAAAACAAGACUAAACCAAGACUAAAACAGG
Messenger RNA from Boleophthalmus pectinirostris (great blue-spotted mudskipper), 4226 nucleotides. RefSeq names its product E2F transcription factor 8 (gene e2f8). Gene Ontology annotation, molecular function: DNA-binding transcription factor activity, RNA polymerase II-specific; RNA polymerase II cis-regulatory region sequence-specific DNA binding. The record is from RefSeq and is a predicted model, not a curated record. The transcript is spliced from 13 exons. Lineage: Eukaryota; Metazoa; Chordata; Actinopteri; Gobiiformes; Gobiidae. Bases 287 to 2797 code for a protein of 836 amino acids. Gene Ontology annotation, biological process: regulation of transcription by RNA polymerase II. Gene Ontology annotation, cellular component: RNA polymerase II transcription regulator complex.